UUCCGGGGUUAGGGGUCGCGAGGUGGCGGCAUGAGUUCGCAGCGGGGGAAUGUGGCGCGCACGCGGCCGCAGCGCCACCAGAACGCCGGCGCCUUCUGCAACGACAAGUACGGCGCGAGCGCGCAGUGCAAGAAAAUAAAUGCAAAACUUCAUGAUGGAGUUUGUCAGCAUUGCAAGGAUGUCUUGGAGUGGCGUGUAAAGUUCAGCAAGUACAAACCACUAACAAAACCAAAAAAAUGUGUCAAAUGCCUCCAGAAGACUGUAAAAGAUUCUUACCAUAUUAUUUGUAGACCAUGUGCUAGUAAAUUAGAUGUUUGUGCUAAGUGUGGAAAAGGAGAAGAAAUUGUAAUCCCGAUUGACAAAGGAUCAGAACAAACUGAGAAUGCAGCAGAUGAAAAUGACCAAAGGCAGAGGAGUAGAAAACAUCAAUUGGAGGAAGGUGCUGAUGAACCAGAUUUUGACAUUUUCUUAGAUGACGUGGAGGAUGAUGAUGAUGAUCCUGAUGUGUUCAAGGAAAAAUUUAAAAAUAUGAAAAUUGAAAGGAGUCUGAAAAGCUGAAGUUCAAAAGGCUGUAAAGAGACUGUACAAUCAGAGGAAAAAGUUUUCUGUCUUGUAUUUCCGCUAUGAAAAUGAAGCCUGACAUUUGAGGACUCAAAACACUCCUAAUAUAUAUAAUGUCUGCUCUUUGUAUCUAUUGAAGUUUCUCUUGUUUAAUAACAUUUUGUGUAAAGAGCAGCGUUUUUCAAUGUAAUAAGUAGAUUUUGAUUCUUUUUAUAUACAAUAUAUCUGCUUCUGGAGAAAAUUGAUAGGAUAAUUUUUAAAGCAUAGAAAUAGAAUAUCUUGAAAUUAGAAUUGUCUCAAAUUCAGUAUGAUGUGAGCAACUGACAGCAUCACCUAGUAAUGCAUCUUUCCUUCCUUUUUCAUGUCCUUGUGCAAGGUAUUUAGCAGAACUCACAGAUUUAUUGGAUUCUGCCAGGCCUUGCUGUGAGUGCUUCUGCUGUAGCCUUGAACUUGUGACCUUUGGGCGAUCAACUGUGCACCUUAGCACCUGCAUCCUCCUCCCCCCCCCCCCCCCGAUGCACUUUUCUUGCUACAGUGGUUAGUGCAGUGUUGGAAUUCUUGAUUCUUAUUCUAGUUCAGAUACCAUUUCUUUAAUGAAUUCUGAGCAAUUAAAGUAUUUUGCAUAUGGAGAAAUAUUAAAAAUAUGGAGUAAAAAAGUCAUAAUAAGGAAAAGGCUUGUAAUUGUAAUAAGUUUUGUUUUUUAAAGAUUCAGCAAACCCUUUGAAGACAAGGCCUUUGUAAUGUUGCUGGGAAUAGAAAAUGGUUCAUUUAGUAUGGAAAUGAAAGCAUCUAUCAAAACCUUUUGAUAAUUAGUCAGUGUACUCUUAUCUGUCCAGUGACUCUGUAGGCUCUAUGGCCACAAAUGUGUGAUGUUCUAAGUUAGGAACUCCCCACUACACAAAAGCCUGGAAGCCCAUAGGUCAUUGUCCUGUCUGACUAAAGCAAUGAGCCAUGACAAACUUUGCAUGCCUAAACUGCCCACUUUUACAUCCCCAUUGGAAAGUUAUGCUUUGAGUUCAACAUCUUGGCUCCCACGAAAGUGGGGAAAAAACAAUGUCAUAACCUGCAUUUUUCAUUUGAUUGACAAAAAGAAUUGCAGUUGCCAAAUUGUGAAAGGAGUUAUGUAUUAGGUGCGAGGCAAGCAAAAGUGGAUAUUUUGCCAAAAGUGAGGCCUAAAGCGAAGAGUUCUGCAUAAAGAGCAGCAACAUUAAGAGCUGAAAAGUAUUUAUUUGGUCUAUUGCAAAUCUAAAAACCAUUUUACUCAAUGUAAGUUUUGUCAUCUGUAGUAUAGGUUAAAGCAGGGGUAUCAGAUCUGGAACCAGGGGCUAGCAGGGGCCCAGAGGCAACAGCAGGGGUACAGUGACCACAGGGCAAGCAAUGGGUGAAUCUGCAAAACCCUCACUUGCCCCUUUUGCCAACAAUGGCUAUGUCCAUUGGGGACCCAGAACUUCUGGUAUCCUGGCAGGCCAGAUGGACCAGCUUUGCAGGCUGGGUAUGGCUUAUGGACCAUUCAGUUGACAACCCCAGUUUAAAUCAUUUGAACCUAAAAUAAACAAUAAAGGAAGUAGAAGUAUAAAAACCAAAAGGCUUUUAAAGCUGAGGCUGCUUUGGCAAAUGCAUUCCCAUCCUUCUGUGGGAAACAAGACCUGGAUUCGGCAGUAACUUUAGCCUAUGCCAGUCAAGGGAACACUAAGAUCUUCUGGAAAUGAUAUUUAUGAAUGGUGGGACUAAAGCAAAGAUAGAGAAAAAAGCAGAUAUCAAGAUGGUUCUAUAAAUGUUUAGAGAAUUGAUGGUCAUAAUAUAAUGUCUUCUUUCUGACACUGGACAAUAAUAGAAGGACCUUAAUAAGAAGUUAGUGGAGGUGGUAUAUGUAAGGAGCAAGUGACUACUGUGGUUUUUACUUGCUUUGAUGGGAAAACCAAUUACAUAAUCUGAAGGGAUCCCCAUUACACAGGACAUGAAGAUUAUUUCAACUUUCCUGUCUGCUAUAGCUCUUUAGAUUGGUUUCUGCAAAAUGUGCUCAGAAGAGAAAAAGCUUGAAGAAAAAGGGAACAAAAAUGUGGCAUGGAAAAUCUGCCACAGGGGAAGAGGUGGAAAGGUUUAGGACUGUUCAGUUAGGAGAAAAGUUAGGAGAAGUGUGAUAUUUGUUAAGAUACAGAAUGAUGAAUGGUAACUAGAGAAGGUAAAUAGGAUGCUUUGCAACACAAAAACAAGAAUACACCAAAUGAAGAUGAAAGGUGAUAGGCAAAAUGGAUAACAAAAACAUCUGUCUUAAACUAGUAUUUAUGCUUGUUUUUUUUAUAUAGUUUCUUAGGAUUAGGAAUAAGUGUCUCUUAUGGACAGGUUAUGUUAUUAAUAAACAUAAAGACUUUAAAAUAAUCUAUUACAGAUUAUAUAAUUGAUUACGUGAAUUCUUCCACCUUCUAUUGGGACAUUUGAUACUAGAAAUAAUCAUAGAAUCAUAGAAAAUUAGGGUUGGAAGGGACCUCAAGAAGGUCAUUUAGUCUGACCCCUUGCUCAAAGUAGCACAAUCCCCAACUAUAUCACCCCAGCCAAGGCUUUGUCUAAAAACCUCUGAUGAAUGAUGGAGAUUCCAUAACCUCUCUUAAUAGCCUGUUCCAGGCUCCCCUGUACUACCCUCCUGGUGGGAAAGUUUUUCCUAAUAUCUAACCUAAAGGCCCCUUGCUGCAACUUGAGACGGUUGCUCCUUGUUCUGUCAUCUGCCACCACAGAGAAGAGUCUAGCUUCAUCUUUGGAACCACCUUUCCGGUAAUUGGAGGCUGUUAUUAAAUCCCUUCUCAGUCUUCUCUUCUCCAAACUAAAUAAGCCCAGUUGCCUCAUCCUCUCCACAUAAGUCAUGUGCCCCGGCCCCCGAGCCAUUUUUAUUUCCCUUCAUUGGACUCUCUCCAAUUAGUCCACAUCUUUUCUGUAGUGGGGAAACCGAAACUGGACACAGUACUCCAGAUGUAACCUUACCAGUGCCAAAUAGAGAGGAAUAAUCACUUCCCUCAAUUUGUUGGUAACACUUGCUAAUGCAGCCCAGUAUGCCAUUAGCCUUCUUCGCAACAAGUGCACGCUGUUGGCUCAUAUUCAGCUUACUGUCCACCAUAACCUCCAGGUCAUAUUUUGCAGAGCUGUUGCUUAUGCAGUCGGUCCCCAGCCUAAAUGAGUGCAUAGGAUGGUUCUGUCCCAGGUGCAGGACUUUGCCCUUUUCCUUAUUGAGCCUCAUGAGAUUUCUUUUGGUCCAAUCGUCAAAUUUGUUUAGGUCUCUGAAUUCUAGCCCCACCCCUGAGUGUAUUAUGCUCCCAGCUUGGUGUCAUCUGCAGAUUUGCUGAGGGUGUACUCCAUCCCAUCUUUCAGGUAGUUGAUGAAAAUAUUGAACAAAACCAGCCCCAGGACUGACUCUUGGGGUACACUUGAUACUGGCUGCCAACUAUACAUCAAGCCAUUGAUUACUAUGCUUUGAGCCUAAUGAUCUAGCUAGGUUUUUAUACACCCUACAGUCCAUUCAUCCAACCCAUACUUUCUUAUCUCCCUUGCAAGAAUGUUGUGGGAGACUGUAUCAAAAGCCUUGCUAAAGUCAAGGUAUAUCACAUCCACUGGUCCACAAAGCCAAUCAUCUCAUCAUAGAAGGCAAUCAAGUUGGUCAGGCAUCACUUGCCCUUGGUGAACCUAUGCUGACUGUUCCUAACUACCUUCUUCUCCUCCAAAUGUUUAGCAAAUGAUUCCUUGAGGACCUGCUCCAUGAUUUUUCCAGGGACUGAGGUGAGGUUGACCAGUCUGCAGUGUCUGGGGUCUUCCUUGCCUUUUUUCAAGAUAGACUGUAUAUUUGCCCUUUUCCAAUCAUCCAGGAACUCUCCUGAUCUCCAUGAGUUUUCAAAAAUAACGGUCAGUGGCUCUGCAAUUAUAUUGGCCAAAUCCCUCAACACCCUCAGGUGCAUUGUGGACUUGUUACAUGACCAGCUUUUAAAAAUAGUCCCUAAUCUGUUCUACCAUUGUUGGCUGCUUGCUUCUCCUGCAAACUGUACCGCCAGGUGCAGUAGUCUGGUAGCUGACUUUGCUUGUAAAGACAGGUAAAAAAGGCAUUGAGUACUUCAACCUUUUCUAGGUCAUCUGUCACUAGGUAGUUGCCCCCAUUCAGUAACAGACCCACACUUUUUCUGAUCUUCCUCUUGUUACUGACAUACUUGUAGAAACCCUUCACUUCCCGUGCUCACUGCAACUCCAGUUGCACUUUGGCCUUUCUGAUUUCACCCCUGCAUGCCCGAGCAAUAUUCUUAUACUUCUCACAGAAUGCUAGAUUAAAUAAGUGGCUGGUCUAGUAUUUACAUUAUUUACCAUGGAAGAAUCUCAGUGUCAUUUCUAUGCUGCAACAAAUAUCUUUGUUUUGGCGAAGAUGCAUAUAGGGUUUCAUUUGAUUUUAGUUUCAUAGUAAAACUUUGCAAGACCAUCAUCAUAAUACUUUGUGUAAGGGUGACUACUAACAGUAGAAGUUACUGCUUCAUGUGGAAGAUCACUGGAGCACUGCUUAGAAAAGUCUUGAGUCCCAGGUUUCCUUGAAGAUAUGGAGAACCAUGCAGAUUCCAGUCCUGGGUAGAUACACACAAUAUGAACAUGAAAACCAGUUGCUGCUGUAAUGAAAAUGUGUUGUAGUGAUUUAUCAACAAUAAAAACAUGAAUUCUCCCCAGCACAGCUAUUCAGAGUUGUUAUCUUGAGAAGGUAGGCUGUACUCUAGCAUUUAAAAUCGGUUCCUAUUCUCAGUCCAUGCAGUCAGUUAGCCCAGUCUAAUUGCCAUAGGCUUUAUACAUCCUUUAGCAUAGUGGGUCUCAACUUUUCUGGAGUCAAGGCACUCCUUCACAACUUUUGUGAAUUAAGUGGUGCCUAAUUUGAAACACUAAUAUAUAUAUAUCACAGUGCCUACCUUCUUCCAGAGGGUCCAGGCCAUAGGAUGUGGAAUUGACCAGACAAGGAGAAGCCUGAGCCUGCACUAAACUUCUCACACUUCAUGGCACCUUUCAAAAGAUCUGGUGGUAGCCCAGAGUACCACAGCCCCCUGACUGAGAAUCACUGUGCUAGUAGGAAAAUAAGGUUCAGAAUGUCUGAAUACUCUAAAUUUUCUUCUGGGUUAAAAGUUUAAAAACCAGAUGGGCUGGUUUCUUUGGUGGGAGUAUAUACUAUAGUACAAGGUCUUGAUAUUGAAUUCAGUGCAAGUACUUGUGAAGCUGUAUCUAUUCUCAGUAAAAAUAUUCCAAAGUAUGUCCAAAAAUGAACAGUGCAUAAAACCCAUGGCAGUAAAAUAAUCAUUUUAUGAUCGAUUCCAUUAUAGCUUUUUCAUGCAAGUUUCAUUUAAUAAACCCUGGGUUGCUCAGUCGCAGAAAUGGAAAGCAGACUUGGCACUUUUAUUAUCCUGUCUAAUGGGAAGCAAGUAGAUGUUGUCUGGACUCUGAACUAAAGGUCAAGCUUCAUGGUGGUCAGAGAAGUUUUUCCUCUAGGACAGCAUUAACAUCUGCCUACCCACCUAGAGGUUGACGUCAGUAAAGGUGUAGCGAAAACAAGAAUUGCAAAAUCCAGGGGUAUUUUUAUGUAAUUUGGAAUUAAUUUCAGAAACAUGAAAUGGAAACAAUACAUUGCAUACUCAGUAAAUUUCACACUUGAGUGAUUUACAUAUGACAAACAUCCUUUUAGUAAGCAAAAAAUAUUACUGGAAAAACUCAGUAAUGCCCUGGCCCUUUACCCAAAGGUGAGAGGAAAUCCUGAAAUGAUAGGGAAGUACGUCAUGGAGCUGGCAAUCUCUGCAUGAUAGUAGAAUUAAGGGAAGGGUUUUGUUGUGGUGGUGACACAAGCUAUCGGUGCUGUAACAAGAUCUGAUGAGCAGAUUGACAAUGAGUAACAGGGUAAAGCAGGAACACAAAAGACCUACUCAUCUAGUUCAAUGUCUUUCCAUCAUUUAACUGAUUUACUGUUGUGAAUCCAGGUUGAGUUUAAACCUAGCCAUGCCUUCCAUCAUACACAGCGUUAUUAAGGUCUGUUUUACCGCCAUGGCUAACAAUGGUGUCCUUCCAGUUGUGUUAGCAAUAUGGGGGACCUUUGUUUGGACAGCUCUUGGGUUGUGUCAACCAUUUUCAACAACUUACCAAGAACUGAAUUGUUUGUUAUGGCACUGAAUGUGACAGCCAAAGCCAUCAUAUGACAGUACUAACAUUGCCAACUUAGUGGCCAUUUAUUGUAAAAAGAGCUCUUCUUGUAGAUGUGACCUAAAGAAUUAUUUGAAAUGCCUUGAGUGAAUUAUAAAGGGAAAUUACAUUUUAAGUCAAAAUUGUUCCUUUAAUAUUCUUGCUUCUACAUGCCCAAUUUGUAAUUAAACCUAGAAUAACCUUGCAAUUAUCCUCAGGUUUACUUUUUUACAAGACAUUGAAAUGACAAUUUCAUCUCUCCUGAGUGUUAAACAGUGUUUUAGUAUAAAAAUCUACCUUGUCCUGGCCCCAUCAGUACAAAAAUCUGCCCUGUCAAGUAGCUCAGGGCUACUUGCUCUCAGGAGCUUCUGGGGCCUGGACAAUUGGUACAUGGGGACACUAUCCCUUGUGCCAGCUGGACUGCUGAAGCAGCACUGAGAGUUCCCUGCACCCUCUACCCACUGCAGCAGUCUGGCAGUGGGGGCUGCUGCCUGGCCGUGAUCUGCUGUGCACCUGCCAGACCUGGAUGAGACAUCUCCCAUCUGGGCCAGCUGCCAGUGGGUUGUGGCAGCAGAGCUGGCCUUUGUGUAGCACUACUGCCAUGUGUGCCCCCUGCCCGGCCAUCUGGGCAGCUAUCACCCAAAAGAUGUUCCAGGUGUUGUGGCCUGCUUUAAACUGUCAAAGCAUGUCCUCCUGGCCCCAUUUGGCAGGAGCCAAUGGAGGAUGAGGCCAGGCAGGGCAGCAAUCCAGGGGGCUGGGAGAACAAGCAGGGGUAGGGGAUGUGGGCCCUGCAGGGGGUGGUGGUAGCCCCCAUGGGGGCUGUGGCCCCUGUGGGAGUGCUGUAAUCCCUGUGGGGAGCUGUGGCCCCUGUGGGGGACAGCAAAACAUAUAGGUAUUUAGAAUUCACUUUAUUAUGAUGAUAGAGACACCGAUAGGCUUCCAAAUUGCUUUAACACUGGAGAUAUAUCAAUAAAACAUUGCCCAACUGA
This is a messenger RNA of Alligator mississippiensis (American alligator), 7724 nucleotides long. It is a transcript of the gene C3H9orf85, whose product is annotated as chromosome 3 C9orf85 homolog. The record is from RefSeq and is a predicted model, not a curated record. NCBI's taxonomy places the organism in Eukaryota, Metazoa, Chordata, Crocodylia, Alligatoridae. The coding region runs from base 31 to 558 and encodes 175 amino acids. The transcript has 4 exons.